Messenger RNA from Galeopterus variegatus (Sunda flying lemur), 1254 nucleotides. RefSeq names its product high mobility group AT-hook 2 (gene HMGA2). Gene Ontology annotation, cellular component: chromatin; nucleus. The transcript is spliced from 5 exons. The record is from RefSeq and is a predicted model, not a curated record. Bases 801 to 1187 code for a protein of 128 amino acids. NCBI's taxonomy places the organism in Eukaryota, Metazoa, Chordata, Mammalia, Dermoptera, Cynocephalidae. Gene Ontology annotation, molecular function: transcription coregulator activity; DNA binding. Gene Ontology annotation, biological process: regulation of DNA-templated transcription.
CUUGAAUCCUGGGGCAGGAACUCAGAAAACUCCCAGCCCGGGCAGCGCGCGCUUGGUGCAGGACGCGGGAGCGAGCCACUCGUCUCCCUCCGACUCUCGAGUGCCGCCGUCGCCUGCUCCCGCCACCCGAGGAGACGCAGUGCCACCCACUGCUCUGUCCCUUGUUGCGCUCCGUGUCCGACCAGAUUCGGGAGGAAUCUCCCCAUCCUCCCUUUGCUUUCCAUCUGCUCAAGGCACUAUUUCUCUCUCUCCCUCUCCCCCCCCCUUUGCUCUGUGAGCGCGGAGCGGGGGGAAGAGGAGGAGGAAUUCUUUCCCCGCCUAACAUUUCAAGGGACACAAUUCACUCCAAGUCCCUGCCCUUUCCAAGCCGCUUCCGAAGUGCUCCUGGUGCCCGCAACUCCUGAUCCCAAUCCGAGAAAGGAGCCUCUCCAACUUGAAACCCUCUUUUCCUUCUCUUUCGCUUCCCUCCUCCUCUCGCCACCUCCACCUCCACCGCCACCUCCACCUCCGGCACCCACCCACCGCUGCCGCCGCCACCGGCAGCGCCUCCUUCUCUCCUCCUCCUCCUCCCCUCUUCUCUCUUUUUGGCAGCCGCUGGACGUCCGGUGUUGAUGGUGGCAGCGGCGGCCGCCUAAGCAACAGCAGCCCUCGCAGCACGCCAGCUUUCGCUCGCCCUGCCUGCUUCUCCAGCCCCAUCACCCAGUCUCGCGAAAGGUGCUGGGCAGAUUCGGGGCAGCUGAGGCGAAGCGGCUGCAGCGGCGGUAGCAGCGGCGGCAGCGGUAGCGGCGGCGGGAGGCAGGAUGAGCGCACGCGGCGAAGGCGCCGGGCAGCCGUCCACUUCAGCCCAGGGACAACCUGCCGCCCCGGCGCCUCAGAAGAGGGGACGCGGCCGACCCAGGAAGCAGCAGCAAGAGCCAACCGGUGAGCCCUCUCCUAAGAGACCCAGGGGAAGACCUAAAGGCAGCAAAAACAAGAGUCCUUCUAAAGCAGCUCAAAAGAAAGCAGAAGCCACUGGAGAAAAACGGCCAAGAGGCAGACCUAGGAAAUGGCCACAACAAGUUGUUCAGAAGAAGCCUGCUCAGGACAAUGUUGCCUUGCCUGGGAAAGACCAUCCAGGCAAUCUUUUAUGGCUACUGUUCUUUAAAAAUGCUGUUUGGAAGAGAAUUGAAGCUUCUGAACACAUGUAAGGAUCCAAGGAAAGUGUAUUCAAAUAAUUACACACGUACUUUAAGUGGAAUAAAAGCAGAGUUAACA